This is a messenger RNA of Glossina fuscipes, 787 nucleotides long. It is a transcript of the gene LSm3, whose product is annotated as U6 snRNA-associated Sm-like protein LSm3. Gene Ontology annotation, biological process: mRNA splicing, via spliceosome; P-body assembly. Gene Ontology annotation, cellular component: precatalytic spliceosome; catalytic step 2 spliceosome; P-body. The coding region runs from base 92 to 400 and encodes 102 amino acids. Lineage: Eukaryota; Metazoa; Arthropoda; Insecta; Diptera; Glossinidae. The transcript has 3 exons. Gene Ontology annotation, molecular function: RNA binding. The record is from RefSeq and is a predicted model, not a curated record.
AGCAAACAAAUGAAAUUAACUAUAGAAAUUUUGUAGUGCUAUUUAAUUUAUUUAAAAAAAUAAAUAUUUGACAUCAAUACAUGAAUAAGAAAUGGCGGCUGAAGAAGAGCAAGCGCAAGUUGUUUUGUCGGUUAAAGAGCCCCUAGACUUAAUCAGGCUGAGUUUGGAUGAAAAAGUUUAUGUUAAAAUGCGCAACGAAAGAGAAUUAAGAGGAAGAUUGCAUGCUUUUGAUCAACAUUUGAAUAUGGUUCUGGGUGAUGCUGAGGAAACCGUUACCACCGUCGAAAUCGAUGAAGAAACUUAUGAAGAAGUUUACAAGACAACGAAACGCACGAUACCUAUGCUAUUUGUGCGAGGCGAUGGUGUCAUCUUAGUGUCGCCACCCAUGCGAGUCGGAUAAAUAUAGUUUUAUAGAUGUAAUUUAAAUAAAGUGAAUUAAAAUUUUUUUGAACAAAACUAAAGAUGUAGUCUUUGAAAGCCUUCACACAUAUACGCUCUUAUGUACGACCCAUUAAAAAUUCCCCAUAAUUUGAGUUUUUUUUUUCCGUAUUAUUCAGAUUGAGACUGAAUUGAGGGGAAUUAUGGAUAUUUAAAAUUAAAAAUUCCCCAUAAUUUGAGUUUUUUUCCGUAUUAUUGAGAUUGAGACUGAAUUGAGGGGAAUUAUGGAUAUUUAACUUUACUAAGCGGAAUACCGUUGGUUAUUAAUCUUACACACACAGGAAAAUAAUUUCUUAUUUUAUUUAUUUAGUAAUUUUCCUUUUUAAAAUAAAACAUUUUCCUUAACUCU